Theileria annulata is the source of this 591-nucleotide messenger RNA. RefSeq lists its product as uncharacterized. Bases 1 to 591 code for a protein of 196 amino acids. The transcript has a single exon. The record is from RefSeq and is a predicted model, not a curated record. Lineage: Eukaryota; Apicomplexa; Aconoidasida; Piroplasmida; Theileriidae.
AUGAAGUUUGUGAUAUUAGCUUUACUUGCUUUGGCAUCUGGUCUUCAUGCCGCAGAAUUGGACUUAAAGCCAUUGAAGUUUGUCCUUUUUGGAAAGCAUGGUGAAGGAGAUAAAGUCACUUUUACUGCUGGUACAUGCCCACUCACUCUUCCCGACACUGUAUUCCUUCACAAGACCUUUAAGAAGGGAGACAAUUUCUUCACAUGGGUUAGACCAGUACACGGUAAGGUUCAUAAAUUAGUAUGCGGUUCCGUUGGUGUUUGGGAAGCUGCCGCUGGUGAAGUACUAGUUGACUUGCACUUUGUAGGUAAACCUGCUGGUGAUAAGCUUCUUCACUUGGAACUUUUCCACCCAGCUGUUGGUUCACAUCACCUAUUCCUUAAAUUCGCUGCCGGUGGUGCUCUUGAAGCUCAUCUUGGUAUGGCAGCCUUUGUAGUUGGUGUUCAUGGAUUGGUCGCUGAUCUCCAUAAACUUGAAGGUCUUCCCGCACAUCCACUUGUCCAUGCUUUGGCUGCUCAUGCUGCACAUCUUGCUCAUGUUGCUGGUGCUGCUAAGGAUGGUCUUAGUGUUGCUGGUGGUGUUGCCCUCUAA